Molecule: messenger RNA, 598 nt
Organism: Solanum tuberosum (potato)
Lineage: Eukaryota; Viridiplantae; Streptophyta; Magnoliopsida; Solanales; Solanaceae
Product: periaxin-like
Exons: 1
Coding region: 43-411 (122 amino acids)
Source: RefSeq, a predicted model, not a curated record
AGCAUAAAUUACAAGUCUUGAAGCAUUUAUCACCUUUAUACAAUGGCUUAUAAGUAUACCCCAUCUUUUUUCUUGUUAUUAUUUGUCACUUUGUUUUUAACAAGUAGUUAUGUGAUUCAAGCAGAAGCGCGUAAUCUUCUUGAAGUAACUAUCCCUGAGCUUCCUAAGCCAGAAUUGCCACAUUUACCUGAAAUUCCAACUUUGCCUAAGCUUGAAUUCCCAGAAAUUCCGAAACCUGAGUUGCCUACUCUACCAAAGCUCGAAUUUCCAGAAAUCCCAAAGCUGGAGUUUCCACCAUUUCCAAAGGCUGAACUUCCAACAUUACCAAAACUCGAGAUUCCUGUCAUUCCUAAGCCUGAAUUGCCAACUUUGUCAAAGCCAGAAAUCCCUCAAGUGCCCAAAAAGCCUUGAGAGCAUUGUUAAAAAUGUAUUGUGUUGUGUUAUCAUAUAUGUAUUUCUUUGUUGUGCUAUACAAUCUGCCAUUUGAAACUUUAAUUUCCUUCAUGUAUAAGAAUUGUUUAUGUAUUUUGUUCUGUCAUCACUUCAUUAAUGUACUUGUGAUUCUAGUGACAUUAUACAUAUCUCUGUUUCAUUUGUU